AUGGGUAGUUCGACCAAAAAGUCGACGAGACGCGGAGGAAGACGCGCGACAGUGGCGGCGGCGACGACUCCGGAACGCAAAGGCAAAGGCAUGGGAGGAAUGCUCAAGGAAACGUGGGACAAGACUGUCGGCAUGACGACACUGCUCAAGAGAUCCGCCACCACCGAUGACGCCACUGGUAACCACCAAAAGCAAGAUGAAGACGAAGAAGAAGAUCGUCCCACACUGGUACGCAACACCAAGACGGGCUCUCGACGAGACAUUUUAAGGGCGCACAAGUCUCAUUCCAGCAGCAACCUCAGUGGCAGUCUCCGAAACCUCAGUGGUCUCGUCAAGCAAACCGGAAUCACGACGCUCGCAGAACAGAUUCAAGAGGCCGACGCGGCGGAAGCAGCGUCUGUGUGCAAGGCACGACAAGAAAACAUUCGGUUACGACGGAGUCGACGCGAAAGUAUAACCGGGAAUCGAAGACGGAGAUCCUCCAGUGGGACUCGCAUGCCCAAGAGUAACAGCACCGGUGGUACUUCAUCAUCACAACAACAGCAUCAUCAUCAGGGACCUCCCAGCACGAGACGGGUCAGUACCAAGACUCUGCGACGAACUUCGUCGCACAAUCCAAAUGCCGGAGGUCCGGCCCUCAAGACGACCAAACAACCAAGUGGCAACAACAAGACCAAGCCUCUGCGACGUACCACAUCGUACGGUACCAUGAGCAAAAAGACGUUCAAGAUUGACGAGUAUGGUACUACUGCUGCGAACAGCAGUGAUGACAAGCCCAAAGAAACCAUGAAACGAGCCAACUCUCACAACGCCUUGUUGAAAAAGGCCAAGGAGCAACAGCAACAACCACAACAGCAACAAGGAGAGCUGGGAAACUCGAGCGGCAACAACAGCCAUGCUCACUCGGCAGCCCCAGGAAUGAGACGAACGACAUCUCAUGGUUCCACAUUGAAAAAAUUCUCCGGGGAUACCAUGGGCAUUAGUGCGAGUGAGAAUGCCAAAUGGACAUCGCGUCGCAGCAAGAAAACCAUCAAGCGGGCGUCCAGCCAGAGGGGGUUGCUCGGGUCUUCUUCGGAACCGACUCAAGAGAGUACCAAGACCACCAAGGAAGGAGGUAAUAGACGAAAGCACCACCACCACCACAAGUCGAUUCGUCGCACCACCUCGAGAGAUACUGUCGAAUCCUCUGCCAAGGAAGACUCGGGUGGGAGUGUCUCGUCGGGGUCCUCACCCCGAAAGAAUCAUAGGCGUGCCAAUAAGCGACCUACUGUGAAGAAGUCCAAGAGUCAAUCGACGCUCGGAUCGACCGGUGAUGACGGCAUUGUUGUUGGCACCAACGCCACCAACAACAGGAGGAAGAAGAAGGCUCCCACCAUGAAAAAGGCCAAGAGUCAGUCUUCCUUGUUCCUCAAGGCAAAGGGACAACGACGCACGUCCCGGAACAAACACAAGGAACAGGAUGACACACCAGUGUCUCCUCUGAGUGCGUUGAUCAAGGAUCGAUCGCCUCUCGAUUCACUCAUUAAUGACAUUGCGGCAUUGAAGGCGUCGGCCAACCGAGGCAACAAAUCUCUCGAGUCCAUCAUUCGGGACUUGGCAGUGACACCCAAGGCCGCAGUAUCUAUCGACCGUGAUACUACAGACGCAGCAGCCGAACUGUCGACACCCGACAAGUACAAGGCAACCUGCUGGGAUAGUCUCAUUGACAAGUUGAACAACAACAACAACAACAACACUCCGCAACAACAACAAGGACAUGUUGUCAGCGAUGUUCUUUCCACCAUUCAGUCUGUGGCGUCCAACAUGGAACUCAGUGUCGACGACGACAUCAAGUCAGAAGCAACUUCGAUAAUGGAGGAAGGCAAAGUCGAUGCGCUGCUUCAAGACAAGGAGUCUCUGAAUGCACUGAUUGAUGGCAUUGCCAAGUUGAAGGCAGGUGCCAACAAAAGGAGAUCCUCCCUGAAUUGCAUCCUGGCUGAUUUGGCACUCGGGGAUUCACCCAAGACGAGCACUGCCGCCAUUUCGUUGAUGACAAUGACGCCCAAGUCAACGGCGGCCGUGGUGGGCGGCGGGGUUUCACCGAAUGAACUGAUCGAGGACAGGACUACUAACGCGUUGGCUGGGCUGGGCGCGAAACAGAAGGUCUCACUGGCUGCUGAAAUAGGAUUCCUGGCUCCAUUGACCGAAUUGACGGAACAUAGCAGGGACACUACGCCCAGCUCUGUUGUUGUCAAAGCACAACAAGACAAGGACCUGAACGUGAAGCAAGGUGAAAUGGCGGAGAAGAAUGUUGCAUCAUCAGAAGAAGCAAGUCCAUUGUCAGAGAACGAACAAGGCCAAAAAGUUGAAAUCAUCUCGUUGGAGGAUGUCAUGGAAAAGGCGAGUUGUGAUGAUGAUGAUGAUGAUGAGGACCUUAAGAAUGCUAGUUUUGUGUCGGAAGACAGCACGAUUGCAUCCAUGGAAGCGGCUACUAGCCUGGACAUGGAGGAAACAAUCCAUCAGGCAGUGGAAAACGCCCUUCACCAAGCCGGCACAGUACACACUCGCAACCUGGACAAGCCCCAAGGAGAUGCAGCUGUCGCCCUAAAUGACCUUCUGGAUCACAUUCGAAACGAUGAGACCGACCCAAUUAGUCGUAGCGCCACUCUCGCGGCUGUAUCGGUGCUGACAAAGAGCAGCAAUGUUGCCGUGGGAAGCUAA
Molecule: messenger RNA, 2700 nt
Organism: Seminavis robusta
Lineage: Eukaryota; Bacillariophyta; Bacillariophyceae; Naviculales; Naviculaceae
Source: the annotation of a GenBank genome assembly